AUGGACUAUUCUAUCAAACCUCAGGCGACGACGCCUCAGCUUGACACCAGUUCAUGGCCUUUGCUGUUGAAGGACUACAGCAGACUGCUCGUUAGGACAGGUCACUUUACGCCUAUUCCUUGCGGUGCCAAUCCCCUACAGCGGGACCUUGCCGACUAUGUACGGUCCGGGGUGAUCAAUUUGGACAAGCCUUCUAAUCCUUCGAGUCACGAGGUUGUCGCAUGGAUCAAAAGAAUACUUCGGGUUGAGAAAACAGGCCAUAGCGGCACUUUGGAUCCUCGCGUGACGGGCUGUUUGAUCGUAUGUAUUGAUAGGGCAACAAGGCUUGUGAAGAGUCAGCAGGGAGCUGGUAAGGAAUACGUCUGCGUAAUUAGGCUCCAUGACAGGCUACCAGGUGGGGAGGCACAAAUGAACAGAGCGUUGGAGACCUUGACUGGAUCAUUAUUCCAGCGUCCACCAUUGAUAUCUGCUGUUAAACGUCAAUUGCGUAUCCGAACAAUAUACGAGAGCAAGCUCUAUGAGUUCGACAAUGAAAGACACCUCGGCGUUUUCUGGGUCAGCUGUGAGGCUGGAUCGUACAUCAGGACACUGUGCGUUCAUUUGGGCUUGAUAUUGGGGGUAGGGGCGCAUAUGCAAGAGCUGAGAAGAGUGCGAAGUGGGGCGAUGGACGAACGUCAAGGCUCGGUGACGCUGCACGAUGUCCUCGAUGCACAAUGGAGCUUCGAUAAUACUCGGGACGAGUCAUACCUGAGAAAGGUAGUCCAGCCAUUGGAAAGUCUGCUCACCACAUACAAACGAAUCGUAGUUAAAGAUAGCGCCGUUAAUGCUGUUUGCUAUGGUGCGAAGCUAAUGAUCCCGGGUCUCCUACGUUACGAGAGCGAAAUUCACGUCCACGAAGAAGUUGUGUUGAUGACAACAAAAGGCGAAGCUAUUGCUCUCGGCAUUGCACAAAUGUCUACCGUGGAGCUCUCUAGCUGCGACCACGGGGUCGUAGCAAAGGUCAAGCGAUGUAUCAUGGAACGUGAUUUAUACCCACGAAGAUGGGGCUUAGGUGCUGUCGCUCUCGAGAAAAAGAAGAUGAAAUCGGACGGCAAACUCGAUAAAUAUGGUCGACCAAACGAGGCCACCCCUGUCAAAUGGCAAGAGGAUUAUACCGACUUCAACGCCCCCUCCAGUAUCAAUGGCUCUACCCUUGGCCCGCCUGUCACUACACGUUCAGGCUCUGAUGCUUUGGUGGUGGGGCCUCCUGCUCCUGCCGUCAGCGGCCAAGCAGCGGUUGCAGAGGCCGAGCUUGGAGAAGGCGGAGGAGGGAAGAAGAGAAAGGCAAGGGAGGAGGAAACGUCAGAAGAAAGGGCUGAGCGAAAACGAAGGAAGAGGGAACAAAAAGAGAGGCGCAUAAGCAAGCCCGAGAGUGAUACCAAAGAACAAGAUUGA
Molecule: messenger RNA, 1434 nt
Organism: Letharia lupina
Lineage: Eukaryota; Fungi; Ascomycota; Lecanoromycetes; Lecanorales; Parmeliaceae
Exons: 5
Coding region: 1-1434 (477 amino acids)
Biological process (GO): rRNA pseudouridine synthesis; snRNA pseudouridine synthesis; mRNA pseudouridine synthesis
Cellular component (GO): box H/ACA snoRNP complex
Molecular function (GO): RNA binding; pseudouridine synthase activity
Source: RefSeq, a predicted model, not a curated record